UCCACUCGCUCGCGAGCGGCUACACGGCCAGCUCCGAGCAGGUCGCGCGUCGUUCGACGACUGUUGCGCGGUCGUGGUACUCUCGCGACCGGCGUACACUCGCGUAAGGAUACCGGUGCUCUCGAGAGAGCACGCUUUCCCUCCCGCCCUCUCUUCGACGACACGCCGGCUCUGUGUGUGGCGGCUGGAGCGAUCAAGCGGACGCCCCGUACGCGCCGAACGACUUGUCCUAUCUCUCUCUCUCUCUCUCUCUCUCUCUCUCUCUCUCUUUCUCUCUCUCUUUCUCUCUCUUUCUCUCUUUCUCUCUUUCUCUCUCUGACUCGCGCGCGCGCGCUUUAUUUCUUUCUCUACCUCUGAGUGUGGGCCCUUCGAGACUCGUCCGCAACUCGACUCGGCUCCUCUACGCCACGCCACGAAGAGACACCGAAUAGACGCGACCCGGACGCCGUCGAACGGAUCGCUUGCCUCACGAAUUUUCGCGAAAAAGGAUCUGGCAGACCACUGAAAAGCAACCGUUACCGCCUCGUCAGGUAGACGAGCGAAUAUUGAGGAGAGGGAGGUAAGGAGGAGGAGGAGUAGGAGGAGGCCCUCCACGAUGCGGCCCUUGGCCGCCAAUUUGGAUGGGCCUAGCCCUGGCGUAUUGCGAAUUGCCUACGUCCUUGUCCUACUCGUCGCUGUGAAAAUAUCUGCGACCAAAGCUACGAUUUGCAAAGAUAACUACAAAUGCAAUUGUACCGGUAUAAAAGGACAAUAUGGUUUUCCUGGAAUACCUGGACAGCAAGGGCUAGAGGGUCUUCCGGGUGAAAUCGGACCGGAUGGACCUCCUGGACCUAAAGGUGAGAAAGGCGCAGGCGGUGAAUAUGGCGGUACCGGAGAAAAAGGCUAUCGAGGCGAAUCUGGUAUACGAGGAUUCACUGGAUCUCCUGGACUUUCCGGUAACACUGGAGUUCCUGGUGUUAUGGGACCAGACGGUCUUGAUGGAUGCAACGGCACAGAUGGUCGUGCCGGUGCACCAGGUAUGCCUGGAGUUUAUGGUGAACGAGGAGGAGAAGGAGAAGUGGGAGAUUAUGGUCCUCCUGGUGAACCUGGCGAAGGUGGAAUCAAUUCGGUCGGUGUAAAGGGAGACCAAGGUGAUUCUGGUAACAAUGGACCACAGGGUUAUCCAGGAUCGUACGGCAUUCCAGGAGAUAUGGGUUAUCCAGGAGAGACCGGUGACUUUGGCUAUCCAGGUGGUCCAGGUCUACCAGGUAUGGGAGGUGAUCGUGGAGAGGCCGUUUAUGGUGUAAAAGGAGUGCCUGGUGAACAAGGUGAUAGGGGUGAACCAGGUUCGAGUAAUGAACAGUACAAAAAAAAAGUGAAUUCUAGCCACGUGAAAGGUGUUAAAGGUUGGAAAGGACAACGAGGAGAUCGUGGAUAUCGCGGACGCAAAGGAGAAGUAGGGGCAAAAGGACCGCAGGGUCGACCAGGUUUCGCUGGAAUAAAAGGUAUAAAAGGCGAACGAGGGGAUGACGGUCCAAGAGGAAAACAAGGUUUCGAAGGACCAGCCGGACCUGCCGGAAAUAAAGGAGAAAAAGGGGCACCGGGUUAUGCGGGACAACCUGGAACGGACGGUCCCGAUGGAGAAUCUGGUGAAAUUGGUAAUCAAGGUCCUCCAGGAAAACAAGGAGCUGCUGGUGAACCAGGAACAUAUAUACCUGAACUCGACGAAAUAAUCGCUGGAAGUAUUGGAAUUCAGGGAGAUCUUGGACCACCCGGUGAUCCUGGUGAAUCAGGAACUCCUGGACUUCCUGGAAAAGUUGGAUACAUCGGUUCUCCAGGACCUCCAGGACCUUCUGGACCACCUGGUGAACCAGGACAGAAAGGUUCUUCCAUCAAAGGAGAACAAGGAGAUGACGGACUUCCUGGUACGAUCGGACCACAAGGACAAUCCGGUCUUCCCGGUCAAUCUGGAUUCAUUGGUGCGAAAGGAUUUCCAGGUGUAACGAUUAUAGGUCCAUCAGGUCCUGAUGGUAAAUCAGGGUUAUCAGGACUAACUGGUCCACCCGGAGAUCGUGGUGAUCCUGGACCACCUGGAGAGAAAGGCUUUCCUGGAAAAGGAGUUCAAAUCAGAGGUCCACCCGGAGAACACGGUUUACCGGGAUCUCCAGGAAUGCCUGGUCCAGAUGGAUGGCCAGGUAGACCUGGUCCUAAAGGCGUUAAGGGUUUCCGUGGAGAUGAUUGUGGUAUAUGUACGCCAGGAUUACCCGGUGGAAAAGGUGAACGCGGUGAUUCUGGUGUGAGCGGAUAUCCAGGAACUCCUGGAUUUCCUGGAUUACCCGGGUCUCGUGGAUUUAAAGGUAAACAAGGUAAAGCUGGCCCAAUAGGGCCACGAGGAUUAGAGGGGGACAGUGGAAGGCCAGGUAUUGCAGGACCGCAAGGUCCUAAAGGAGAACCAGGAAAGGUCUUCUUACCGCCGGAAGAGCAUCAUAUCAGUCCACCCGGGGAUAUUGGUGAUAUGGGACUCCCUGGGCCGGAAGGUAUUAUGGGACCGUGGGGUAAAGUUGGCCAAAUUGGAGAUACAGGAGCACCUGGACCAAAAGGAGAAAAGGGCGAUCACGGUGCUCCCGGAUUUCCUGGUCGUAAUGGAACACAUGGAUGGGAUGGUAUACCUGGUGAAAAAGGUGAACCGGCAUCCGUACCAAUAACAUUUUUACGUGGUGAUCCAGGAUAUGAUGGCAUGUUGGGUGUAAAAGGUAUUAAAGGAGAAUCUGGUAAAAAGGGAGAGCCUGGAGAUGCUUCACAGUUUUCGAUCGAGAAACAGGGAGACAAAGGAUAUAAAGGCGAACGUGGUGCUCCUGGUGAAACUGGCUUCAAAGGUUAUCAAGGACAAAGUGGCGAUGAAGGUUACCCUGGCCUACCAGGGCCUGUAGGAUCUCCUGGUUUAUCGCUUCAAGGACCAAUAGGUUUGAAAGGAUAUCCAGGAAUGCCAGGACUUCAAGGACCCCGUGGCCCCGCUGGCACUCCUGGAUCUCAAGGACCAGUCGGUUUUGCUGGUCGUCCUGGCAAUAAAGGAGAUCGUGGUGAUCCUGGCACGAAUAUUUUUUACGGUGAAAUAGGUGAACCCGGUCCGUACGGAGAUAAAGGUGAAAUUGGAGAUCCUGGACCACAAGGUUUCCGUGGCCGACCAGGGAUAGAUGGAUCGAAAGGUAUGAAAGGUGGAAAAGGAGCUCCUGGUUUCGAAGGUUUGCCUGGUCUUCAGGGCGGUAAAGGUCAACGAGGAUAUACUGCACAAGGCAAAAGAGGUUUUCCAGGAAUUACAGGACAACCUGGAAUGCCUGGAAGAAUAGGUGAUGUAGGAAUUCGUGGACCCGAUGGUCUGUCAGGAUUCGACGGCAUGAAAGGAUUAAAAGGAGAAAUUGGUUUCGUUGGACGCCGUGGCGACGAUGGAGACAGCGGUCCUCAGGGUUUCCAUGGUUUAGAUGGAAGUAUAGGUUUACCUGGCCGUCCAGGUGCGGAAGGUGAUGUUGGGGACAUUGGUGAUCCUGGACCACCUGGUUGGCUUGGUCUCGAUGGAAUCGAUGGUGCACUAGGUGCAAAAGGAGAAAAAGGAAAUAUAGGUAUCACUGGUAAACCGGGUUAUCCUGGCCCAGUAGGUCUCAAAGGUAUCGAAGGAGAUGUUGGACCGGACGGAGUACCUGGUCUAUCAGGAGACAAUUCGUUCAGUGGUCCACAAGGUGAUAUGGGAGAUCCCGGCUUCACCGGAGAGAUGGGGCCUGCAGGACGCUCUGGAUUUGAUGGUCGACCUGGUUUAUCAGGAGAACCUGGUUUAGCUACGGAUGGAUUAAAUGGUUUAACCGGAGAAAAAGGAGAACCAGGAUUCAAUGGAUUUAAUGGACCACCUGGCCCAAAAGGAGAAAUAGGUGACAUGGGACCGGAUGGAUUUAAGGGAGAAAGGGGAGACCAAGGUUUUAAGGGACCACUCGGUUAUCCUGGUAUUCAUGGUAGAUACGGGGAUAAAGGUCAACGUGGUCUAAUAGGACCACCUGGUUUCGAUGGUCUAGAUGGAAAACAAGGUCCCGAUGGUGAUCCUGGUAUAAUGGGUCGCCCAGGUAUGCCUGGAGAUGAUGGCUUGCAAGGUUACCCAGGUAUUAUAGGUGCACCAGGUGGCAAAGGUCAAGUAGGAGAACCUGGAAUGCCAUCGUAUGCGAUAGCAGAAAUAGGUGAUCAAGGAAAUCCAGGAUUAAAUGGCUUAACAGGCCAGAAAGGAGAACCAGGUGCUCAAGGAUAUCUCGGAAUACCGGGUCGUAAAGGCCAACAAGGUGAUAUAGGAUAUCCAGGACAAGAUGGUUUCCCAGGUUUCCCAGGACUAAAAGGAAUAGUAGGCGAUCAAGGUUUUGCUGGUCUCGACGGUUUAACUGAGAACUCAGCCGAGCAUGGUGAAACAGGACGUGCUGGUCUUGAUGGAAUGCCUGGAAUUCCUGGUCGGCCAGGACAAAAAGGUGCUCCUGGGGAAUAUGGGCUAAACGGUCCUAAAGGAAUUCGUGGAGACGUCGGAUAUUCGCUUCAUGGGCCUAAGGGAAUAAUGGGAAAUCAAGGUCACACAGGAUACGUAGGUUUCCCUGGUUCACCCGGUUCCCAGGGAUUAUCUGGUUUCCCAGGUAUAUCUGGUCCCAAGGGUUACGUCGGUGAACCAGGUAUAUCUGCUAGUAGUGCAAAGGGUGAAAAAGGUGAACCUGGUUGGAGAGGAUUGGACGGUCAAUCAGGACCGAAAGGACCAAGAGGCGAUUCAGGGUUAUCCGGUUUCCAAGGCUUGCCUGGAGCUAAAGGAGAAAGAGGAGAUGAUGGUGAACCAGGAUUACCAGGAUUGCCUGGUCCUCCAGGACCACAGGGUCCGAAAGGAGAUCGGGGUAUAAAUCCAUUUUCAACUUUCUCUGGACGUGGGCCACCCGGAGAUGUAGGACCUCCAGGAUUGCCGGGCUUCCCCGGAUCCCGAGGUCCAAUAGGCGAACCAGGUAAAGACGGAUUCCCUGGUCGAGAAGGAGAACGCGGUAUGAUCGGAUUACCUGGACCACAAGGGCCUGAUGGUAAAGAAGGUCCAAUUGGUUAUCCUGGCUCGCCUGGCACGGUUGGUAGGCAAGGUCUUACUGGAAAUGCCGGUCUCCCAGGCAUACCAGCAACAGCACCUCCUGGUCCCAGUAACAGAGGAUUCCACUUUGCUAAACAUUCUCAAUCCGAAAUGAUUCCACUUUGUCCAAAGAAUACAGUAAAAUUAUGGGAUGGAUUCUCUUUACUUCAUAUUAUGGGCAAUGGCCGAGCUUACGCACAAGAUCUUGGUACUGCAGGAAGUUGUAUCAGAAAAUUUUCAACGAUGCCUUUCAUGUUUUGUAACAUGAACAAUGUUUGCGAUUAUGCCAAUCGUAACGAUUAUAGUUAUUGGCUCAGUACCACCGAACCCAUGCCAAUGAUGAUGACACCUAUACCAGCUCCGGAAGUCGGUAGAUACAUAUCGAGAUGUUCAGUUUGCGAGGCUCCAACGAGGAUCAUUGCUGUACAUAGUCAAUCUAUGGAUAUACCAGAGUGCCCUGGUGGUUGGGAAGAAUUAUGGAUUGGAUACAGUUUUCUUAUGCACAGGGACGCUGGAGCAGACGGUGGUGGUCAGUCAUUGAUCUCGCCAGGAUCAUGUUUAGAAGAAUUUCGUGCUAGACCAUUUAUCGAGUGCCGCGGCUUAGGUACCUGCAAUUACUUCUCCACGGCGACUUCCUACUGGUUGGCGACUAUUAAAGACUACGAAAUGUUCCGAAAGCCUUUGCAGCAAACACUAAAAACCGAUCAUACGUCGAGAGUCAGUCGUUGUGCCGUCUGCCUUCGACGUCGUAUUACCGAAGAUCGGUUUGUCAGACCAGAAGUAGGUAACAUACACCUUAGGCCGAAAAAUUAUCCACAGUCACGUUACCCUUCGGAUUAUUCACGGCAGAGAGUACCAUUUGGUAGAAGUAAAAAUCCAAAUAGACAUGUACCAUAUCACUAUCGAAAAAGAGGUCGCCUUCGUAAAGUCGAACGAACCGAGGUACCGAACCUCUAGACGAGUUUCCAAAUUACGAAUAAAAAAGUGAUACGUAGGACUCGUUCGAUGAACCCCACCCCUCUAUGUGUACAUAUAAAUAAAUACAUAUGUAUAUGAACUCUAUUCUUUUACGGCUAUUGCGAAAUUACACGAGGCUACUCGUUUAACUUUUGCCAAUCGCAUGAUAACCAGAUGCGAAACAUUAUGCCAAAUAAAAAGAACAGCGUACGUUCCUUCGAAAA
This is a messenger RNA of Vespa velutina, 6285 nucleotides long. RefSeq names its product collagen alpha-5(IV) chain-like. Gene Ontology annotation, cellular component: basement membrane; collagen trimer. The record is from RefSeq and is a predicted model, not a curated record. Lineage: Eukaryota; Metazoa; Arthropoda; Insecta; Hymenoptera; Vespidae. The coding region runs from base 596 to 6061 and encodes 1821 amino acids. The transcript is spliced from 27 exons. Gene Ontology annotation, molecular function: extracellular matrix structural constituent.